Molecule: messenger RNA, 2771 nt
Organism: Mytilus trossulus (common blue mussel)
Lineage: Eukaryota; Metazoa; Mollusca; Bivalvia; Mytilida; Mytilidae
Product: peroxidasin homolog
Exons: 12
Coding region: 114-2558 (814 amino acids)
Biological process (GO): response to oxidative stress
Molecular function (GO): peroxidase activity; heme binding
Source: RefSeq, a predicted model, not a curated record
CUCAUGAGAUCAGAGAUCGUACACUUUGGUACGGUCAUCGUGUCAUCCUGGUGAACACUAUAUAAAACACAGAAUGAUUGAUACAAGUCGAAAGGUUCUUCAUCUUUUACAAAAUGUGGAAGGAAGUGUUUGCAUUAUUAGUACUUUUAUCCAUCCUUGGACCAACAGGAUGUCUUCAGAUAUCCAAUUUAAACAUUCUAAUGAAAGGCACAUUGAUGCAAAUAAACAAACCCUCGAAAACACCAGGAAUAACACCAGGAAAAACACCAGGAAUAACAAAGCCAAAGAUUGACAUACAGAAUGCUGCCCCGCAACCUGGUGGCGAAAUACCAGCUAAAAUAUCCCCAAUAGCACCCACAACGAAGACCAUGGAAACGGCACUGAAAACAGCCACAGCUAAAGUCAAGACCGAUGAACUGACUGAACAAAAAAUGCAAAAUUUUGAUACACCAAACAGUCAAACAGAAGGAUUUGGUCCUCAUCUAUUGACCAGUCCUGAAGCCAUCAAGAUCAGUGAAUCUGCCCGGGUAAUGAUAGAAACUGCAAAAAAUGCAAUGAAAAAGUUGAACAUUGAGAAAAGCCAGCGUGUAAGUGUCCUAGAGAGAGUCUCUGACAGCUUUCUGAACACCAUACAGACACAAGCAAGAUGUCGGUUUACAGCAGGAUCGUGUAUAAACCAAGCUUCCCAAUAUAGAACACCUGAUGGUUCAUGUAAUAACGUGGCUAACCCAUUAUGGGGGAUGUCCCAUACACCUUUUGAAAGGUUUAUACCUGCUUUUUAUGAGGAUGGUUUGGAUGAUCCAAGAGCAACCGACGUUUUUGGUGACCCCCUACCUCUAGCCAGAGACAUCAGUGUUAAAGUUCACACCGUCAGCGACUCAACAACUCAGAUGAACGAUUUGAGCCAUUUCAGUAUGGAGUUUGGCCAAUUCGUCAGUCAUGAUAUACAGAUGAAUGCUUUGUCCAAAGGACAGUAUAUGUCUAAUCUGAACUGCUGUCGAUUCCCCAACAGACCUAACUGUUUUCCAAUUCCACUGCCAUCAAAUGAUCCAUUUUACGGCAGCUUUAACAGAACUUGUAUGAACUUUGUAAGAGCACUCGGUGUAACUAAAUUGGACUGCACACUUGGAGAAAGACAGCAAUUAAACAUGAAUACCCACUUUCUGGAUGGUUCUGCUGUUUAUGGUUCUAAUAAAGUUACUGCCAACAGUCUCCGUCAAUUCUCUGGUGGUCGAUUGAUAUCUACCAAUAAUCAGUUACUACCUAAGGACAUACCAAAUGCUUCAUCAUGUAGAUUACCACCAGGAAAUCCAAAUAUUAAGUGUUUCAAAGCAGGUGACCCAAGAGUCAAUCAACAACCAGCUUUAAUGGCAUUACAAACAAUUUGGAUGAAAGAACACAAUCGCAUAGCCAACAGACUAACACAAUUAAAUGGGUGGAAUGAUGAAGGAGCGUACCAAGAAGCCAGAAAAGUUAUUGGUGCAAUGAUACAACACGUGACCUAUAAUGAAUACUUACCUCAUAUCCUUGGUAACCAACAAAUGAUAGAUUUCGAUUUGAAACCAAAAGCAUCCGGGUAUUUUACUGGAUAUGAUCAAACGACUAAACCCCAGAUUAGAAAUGGUUUCUCUGCCGCAGCCUUCAGAUUUGGACAUAGCAUGGUCAGACAGAGAUUAGCAUAUAACGGUCCAUCACAUUCUAAUCAAAGCCCGCUACUUCAUAAUGAAUUCCUUCGACCAGAUAAGCUGUAUGAUGCAAAUGGGGGUGUUAGUUCUGUAACAAGAGGCCUGUAUGAAGAAUUUUCUCAAAAAGUCGACAGGAAAAUUACCAAGGAACUAACAGAAAGGCUUUUUGAGAGAACACAUGGUUUUGGAAGUGACCUUGCAGCCAUUAACGUACAAAGAGGAAGAGAUCACGGACUGGCUAGUUAUAACAUUUGGAGGAUGGUCUGUGAUUUAACACCCGCUGAUGAUUUUACAGCUGGUGUAUUGGGAGGUUUAGAGCAUCAUUCAGCAGUCGAAGCGCUGGCCCUUAAAAGCACUUACAGUUCGACAUGGGACAUCGACUUGUUUACCGGUGGUGUUUCAGAAACCCCAAUACCAGGAGGGAAAGUCGGACCUACGUUUGCUUGUAUGAUAGGAUUACAAUUUCGUGCCUUGAAAUUAGGUGAUCGAUUCUUUUAUGAAAGUAAUACUAACGUAAAGUUUACUCCAGCACAGCUGACAGAAAUAAAGAAGGCAACUAUGGCUAGAAUCAUUUGCGAAAAUACUAACAUCAACAGCAUUCCUUCGGACGUUUUUAGGAAGAUUUCCGCCAGUAACUCCGAGAAAAGUUGUUCCUCCCUACCGGAAGUAAAUCUUCAGAAAUGGCAGAAUUGUGUUAAUGGUGGAUGGUCUAGUUAUGUAACAAUAAACAGAUGCACUAAAAGAAGAAGAUGUAACAAACCUGCACCAAACAGCUGUGGGCAACGAUGUCUAGGGUCGCCAAUAUUGUUCACUUGUGGAAGUAUAAAAACGCCAGGAAAUAUAAGGCCUGGUCGUAAUGAAGCUAUCCCGUAAACUUAUAUUGAUUUUUGAAUUAGUGCUCGACAAAUAAAAAUGCUCAAUCAUCACAAGUCAGGUAAAAGUAACAAACAUCUCCAAAUUACAAAAUGGCAGGAAACAAUAAUAUCAAAAAACAACACCACAGCAUCUACAUAAGCAGUCAUUGUUUGUUUAUCCAUUGCUAACUUGGUAACUUGGUAACACUCAAAUAAAAGAAUCCCAAACAAA